CUUCCAGCCUUAUAACUCACUACAUUUUUCAAUACGAUCAUUACAAUUAUUCCAAGUGAACCAAGUAGUAUAGUACUACUAUACUUGUGACUCCAGUCUUCAGUCGUGCUGCCGCUGCUGUCGUCUUGAAGUUGAGUAAGUCCAUUACAAGUCAAGGAGAAAAUGUCCGAUUCUGAGGGUUCUUAUUAUCAACCAACCAUUGAACGAAAAACGAAAACUGGUCGCAAACCUACAGAAAACAAACGCAAAUCAAAAUCAGACCGUCCCAGUAAAAAAGCUGCGAGUGAUAGCGAUAUAUUCGGUAUCAGUCACGACCACGAGGCAGGCGCGGACGUCGGAUCAUCAGGUCGAGCAUGCCUGCCGUCGCUGUUCGUGUACCGAGUGGCCAACGGGUGUGAGCGACGCACAGCUCACACCGAUGGCGAAUAUUACAUCGACUGCAAGGUGUACCGAGCUAACGACGCGCGCAACACCGACUCGCUAGAGCUAUGGAAGAAGGCAAUCGUACGGAUCAAGCUCCAGACCGACAUAGACUCUCCUCAGUGGCAAAAACUGCAGGAGUUUGUAAAGUCCGCAGAUGUUUUGUUCCCCGACAAACCUAUAUUUUACGAUAAUAAAUAGUUAUAUGAUUUUAUUUCAA
Molecule: messenger RNA, 640 nt
Organism: Spodoptera frugiperda (fall armyworm)
Lineage: Eukaryota; Metazoa; Arthropoda; Insecta; Lepidoptera; Noctuidae
Exons: 3
Coding region: 163-621 (152 amino acids)
Source: RefSeq, a predicted model, not a curated record